Molecule: messenger RNA, 4061 nt
Organism: Parnassius mnemosyne (clouded apollo)
Lineage: Eukaryota; Metazoa; Arthropoda; Insecta; Lepidoptera; Papilionidae
Source: the annotation of a GenBank genome assembly
CAUUUGCAUUUGCACUUAACAGGGAUGCGGAGAGCAAAAAGAUAUAAAACAAAUAAAACGCUGUUAGUGUGCCCGCAACUCGAAAUAUACUGACUCGAAAACGGACAACUGUUGAUUUAGAAAUGGGUGGAAUUGUCUACAUUCAUUGGCUAAUUGUUACACGCUUCUCAUCAACAUAUAUGGCUGGCGAUUUUAAUAAGUGGAUCCUACAGUGCUUGCCUAUAGCGACAGUAAAUAACAUAUGUUUUAGAAUAUUUGUUGUUCACAACUUCCACGUUAUAGACUCCAGAGCAAGAGCAGACAGGACACUCGCGAUUAUGAAGUUUAACGAUGCUGCAGACGAAGGUUCGGCGCGCUACGUCUCGACGCUGCCGACAGCUCCGCUAAUAAACACUUACUUGAGUGCCUUAAGUGCCUGUCAGUCUGCUAAAUGCUUAAAUAUUGAAUAAAAAAAGUUGUUUUGAUCAUGAUUCAGUCUCAAAUUUAAGUUUCGUAUAAAUGACCAUAAUAUAUUUUUUCUGUGUAGCGGUCGUCGUAGGAGGCAUCUACGGGAAAUUAUAGAAAUAUCUCAAAGCUCAUUUAUCUAUCGUUUGAUUGCCAUAUAGGAAAUCUCAUUUACGCCACAUCUAUACUAAUAAAUAAAAUUCAAGUGUCUGUUUGCAAUGUAAAAAUAACAGUUUUUUACUAAAUGCAUAUGAAAAUAUAUACAGAGCUUAUAACAAAAACACAAUUUUUAAAAUUUUUGUCUGUCUAUUUCUUUGUUCCGACUAAUCUCCGGAAUGGCUUGACCGAUUUUGACGGGACUUUCACUGGCAGAUAGCUAAUAUUAUAAGGAAUAACUUCAUCAUCAUUACAGCCCUUCACAAGUCCACUGCUGAACAUAGGCCUCCCCCAAAGAAUGCCACAAAACACGGUCCUGAGCCACCUGCAUCCAUCGACUUCCUGCAUGUCUUACCAGGUCGUCACUCCAUCUCGUGGGGGGACGCCCUACACUUCGCCUACCGGUACGAGGCUGCCACUCGAGAACCUUUCUUCCCCAUCGGUUGUCGGUUCUUCGAGCUAUAUGGCCGGCCCACUGCCACUUCAGCUUACUAAUCCGUUGGGCUAUGUCGGUCACUCUGGUUCUACUGCGGAUAUCCUCAUUCCUAAGUUUAUCACGCAGAGAAACUCCGAGCAUAGCCCUCUCCAUAGCUCGCUGAGCGACCUUGAGCUUCCUCAUACGGCCAGCAGUGAAGGACCACGUCUCAGUUCCGUAAGUCAUCACUGGCAACACGCACUGGUUGUACAAUUUCGUUUUAAGGUUUUGAGGUAUGUCUGACGAGAAGAUGUGUCGUAGCUUCCCGAACGCUGCCCAGCCGAGUUGAAUCCGUCGAUUGACCUCUCGGUCGAAGUUGGACUUACCCAGUCGGACUAUUUGUCCCAGGUAAACAUACUCGUCAACAACUUCGAGCUUAGUAUUCCCAACAACUACCGGCAUAGGUGUGACAUGGACAUUAAACAUGAUCUUAGUUUUGUCCAUGUUCAUCUUAAGACCUAUCCGUUGGGAAACACUAUUGAGGUCAUUGAGCAUAGUGCUUAGGUCCUCCAGCGAUUCUGCCAUAAGGACUAUAUCGUCGGCAAAUCGAAGGUGAGUGAUGUACUCGCCAUUGAUGUUGAUACCGUAUCCUUUCCAGUCCAGAAGCUUGAAAACGUCUUCCAAUGCAGCGGUGAAGAGUUUCGGGGAUAUGACGUCACCCUGUCUUACACCUCUCUGCAAUUGGAUAGGUUUCGUACUCUGGUUCUGUACUCGGAUAGCCAUCGUAGCCCUACUGUACAAGCACUUCAACACUUCGAUAUACCGACAGUCAACUUGGCACCGCUGAAGGGACUGCAGCACCGCCCAAAUUUCGACGGAAUCAAAGGCUUUCUCAUAGUCCACAUACGCCAGACAUAGUGGCAAAUUGUACUCUUCGGACUUCUGUACAACUUGCCGAAGGGUAUGUAUGUGGUCUAUGGUGCUAAAGCCCUUUCGGAAACCGGCUUGUUCGGGAGGCUGGAAGUCGUCAAGUCUGCGUGCGAGACGAUUCGUAAUGACUCUCGAAAACAGCACGUAGACGCGGCUCAGAAGGGAAAUCGGUCUGUAGUUCUUCAAGAGAGCGUUGUCACCUUUCUUGCAGAACAAGACCACCGCACUUCUGCUCCACGCCUCCGGUGUAAUGCCACCAUGGAGGACGGAAUUAAAGAGCUUCUGAAGGACUUCAAGUACCGGUCUUCCACCCGCUUUCAGAAGCUCCGCUGUAAUUCCAUCCUCGCCUGGGGCCUUACCGUUUUUAAGGUGCUGGAGAGCCAUCCUAAUCUCGCUCAGACUGACAUCCGGGAUAUCUUCGGAAUAGUGUCGGAUAAGACUCGCUCUUGGAUCGUUACUCACACUUGCGUGUGGCUCCAACGAUGAUGUGUACAGCUGCCCAUAGAACCUCUCAAUCUCACUCAAAAUCUCAGGUGUCCCGGAAACGAUGCUGCCACAUUCUGUCUUCAGCUUUGACAGUUGGCUCUUUCUGGCAGACAGAUCUCUGGCAAAGACUUUGGAGCCCUGGUUCCGCUCGAUGGCUUCUUCAAUACGAGCUGUAUUGAAGUUGCGUAAGUCCCGCCGCAUGCAUUUGGAGAUCUGUCUGUUCAGAUGCCUGUAUGCUGUCAAGUCUGUUGAAGAAUGUAGCUUCAUCUCCCGUCUAACAGCCAUGAGAUUAAGAGUGUGAUCGGAGAGUUUUUGUGUUCUUCUGCGGCGGGUCUUGCAGAACUUAGCUCCAACCGCAUGGACAGUUUCCACGAGCUUGUCAUUCAUAUCGUCCACUUCAUUGCAGUCUUCCAGGCACUGAAAACGGUUUUGUAACUCGAGCUGAAAGGUUUCGGGACUUUGGAACAGAGCACGAGGGGGACGGAGCGUUGACUUCAUUAGACGAGACCUCUCCAACUUAACGUUUAGGUUCAGUGUGCCUCUAACCAUUCGGUGAUCGCUACCAGUUUUCACCCUCGCGAUCACGGAGACAUCACUGAACAGUUGUCGUCUGGUCGUCAUAAUAAAGUCAAUCUCAUUUUUUGUGGAACCGUCGGGGCUCGACCAGGUCCACUUCCUGUGGGGCCGCUUCUGGAAGAAAGAGUUCAUCAUAAAGAGUCCCUCUUUCUCCAUGAAGUCGGCCAGCUGCUGGCCCCUUGGGUUCCGUUGCCCUAUUCCAAAUUUCCCUACUUUCAGCUCACCGUUCUCUCUUGUGCCUAGUUUUGCAUUGAAGUCUCCCAUUAACACCGUAUAUUGGGUUUUGGAGGAAUGCAUGGCUCUAGAGAUAUCCUCAUACAUUUCCUCCACCUCCUCAUCGGGAUGUGCCGAGGUUGGUGCGUAAACCUGUAUGACCUUCAGCGAAUACCGUUUGGUGAUUCUGAGUAUAAGGUACGCAACCCUCGUCGACACACUCCCGAUUUUUACAACGUUGUUAACGAGAGACUUGUGGACGAUAAAUCCGACACCUCCUUGGGACAGAUGGUCGCCCUCCCGGUGAUAGAGCAAGUUGCCGGAUUCGAGGAUUACCGUGUCCUCCCCCUCUCUUCGGACUUCGGAUAAUCCUAUAAUAUGCCAGCGCAACUUGUCUAUCUCUUCUUCCAGCUCCACGAUCUUCUCGUCAGUCCUCAGGGUGCGUGCGUUGUACGUUGCCAGGUCGAGUCGUCUAAGGUGGCAACCGAACCUCCACCGGAGAUUCUUAGCACCCCCUGCCCCGCCGUUACCAUGGUCGCCACCGUAGCCAGGAAUAGCGGGGCCGCCGGGGACUGGGGGCCGUUUUUUUGUUGCUCUCAUCAUUGGGGGGGAUUUGCCAUAGUUGCCACGCUUGGCGAGCGGGUUGGCAACCGCAGUUUUUUUAUUGUAAUUUGGCUAUUAUCAGGAAGAUGCUGCUGCUCAUCUCCUGGCUGUUUCCCUUUGUCGCCUUUUACGACACCCACGGGAGGAUAUGGGGUAGUGGAUAUUCUUGACCGCCACUACACGGCAGGAAUAACUUAGACAACUUUUAUUUUAGAAAAGGAUUUAUAGGUUUCAGCGC